This is a messenger RNA of Caenorhabditis remanei, 300 nucleotides long. RefSeq lists its product as uncharacterized. Lineage: Eukaryota; Metazoa; Nematoda; Chromadorea; Rhabditida; Rhabditidae. The record is from RefSeq and is a predicted model, not a curated record. The transcript has a single exon. The coding region runs from base 1 to 300 and encodes 99 amino acids.
AUGGAAGAACCUAUUAUCAUUGAUGACGUUUUCGCGAAUGGGACUAAUGCCUCUUCUAAACCUAUUUCAUAUGCCUUUAUCGCCGGAAAACCGCCGGUAAAUACUUAUGAAAUUUCCAAAGAGGCUUAUAUCCAUCUUGACAAAUCCUUUCGUGUCGUUAUUGAGAACAUGCACGAUAACAAGGAAGAUCCCUCCCAAGAGAAAUCUGCCCUCCAGUUUUUCACUGAAUUCGCUGUGGUCUUCCUGGAUCUACCGUUUGUGAUUUCUGAUGAAGCAAUGCCAUUGUUUCUGAAAAAGUGA